Messenger RNA from Symbiodinium pilosum, 577 nucleotides. The record is from the annotation of a GenBank genome assembly. Lineage: Eukaryota; Dinophyceae; Suessiales; Symbiodiniaceae.
GCUGGUGUGAUUCCUGCGCGGCCGUCCAGGCUGACCGCUUGUUGGCACGUCCCUGGAUUGUUGCGGCGAAUAAGGCCCACAUGAUCCAGAUUCUGCGCAAUGGUAUCGACAUAGACAGGCACCACAUCAAAGGCAUCUACAUUUGCAUGGUCGGCAAGGAUAGUGCAGAUGCCAAGGACAGCACGCAGUCCGGCAACGCGAUGGCGGGCGUGAUCUGCACUUUGCGCGAAGGUGAGCCGCAGAAUGAGGACUGGACCGGCGAAGGUGAGGAGGCUUCGUCAGCUUGGCGUGGCACUACAAUCACCGCGCGCAGUAAGAGCGGGACCAAAUACAGCCCGAUCACCGUGUCUUACCAGGAUUGCCACAUGACGUUUCGGCCAUGGGACCCUGAGUCGUGUGCAUUGGCUGCAGCCAUCCAUAACCGGAUCAUUCAUUUUCCCAUCAGACCGAAGACUGUGGUUUUCGCCUUGGGAUGCUCCCUUCAGACGCUGAGCCACAUUUCGGACACCCUCGGUCCAAAAGGGCGGCUGAUUGGAGUGCUGCACAACCGUUCGCCUCUCCCAUGUCCUCCAGAACG